GUAUCCCUCUUCCACACAUAUGCCGGAACGUUAUGCAAAUAGCACAAGCUGUUCAGAUAAGCUCGCUGGCACAUAUUGCCCAACCAGAUCUUAUCAUUCGUGUAGCGCCCAGCAUUCAGAACAGACGUCGUCAUUUUGAGGAGCCUAACAAUAUGUCCACGCUCGAGAACGAGGUGACCUUUCGCAAACGAUUGGAAGUCAAUCAAAAUCUAGAGGCGCAUUUUCAAAGCUCCUCCUCAUCGGACUUCAUUGUAAUUACCGAUCAUCGCACCUCCAAGUCCAAGAGCCUCGAACAACUGGAGGCAGCCAGACAGGACAAUGACGCCAACUGUUGUGCGCCCAGCCUGCAAAAUAUUUUCACAAUGAAGACACUGAAGCGACGGCUCCCCAUUCUAAGCUGGCUGCCAAAAUACAGCAGUACCGAUGCCAUUGGGGAUCUCAUCGCCGGCAUUACCGUGGGCCUAACCGUCAUUCCGCAGGGUCUGGCAUAUUCGGGAGUCGUUAGUCUGCCUCCAGAGUACGGCCUCUAUGGCUCCUUUAUGGGCUGCUUCGCAUACGUGCUCUUCGGCAGCUGCAAGGACAGCACGCUUGGCUCCACGGCUGUGGCCUCGCUGAUGACCUACCAGUUCGCUCAGGGAUCCUUGCAGCGUUCAAUACUGUUGACCUUCCUCACUGGCAUCGUGGAGAUACUGAUGGCUGUCUUUAAGCUGGGGUGCCUUGUGGAGUUCGUUUCGGGUCCUGUGAGUGCAGGAUUCACAAGCGCCGUAGCGCUGAUCAUUUCCUCCUCACAGAUGAAGAAUAUUCUGGGUGUGAACAGUGACGGCGCCUCCUUUCUGCAGCGUUGGAUCAGCAUGAUCAACGACAUUGACAACAUUCGAGUGCCGGACGCCUGUCUAGGCAUCGCCUGCGUAUUUCUGCUUACGGCCAUGCGCAGUCUGAAUCGUCUGACCAUUGGUCCAAAGGAUCCGGCGCAACGCAACUGGGCUCAGCGUGUCGUCAAUAAAGUCCUGUGGUUCAUGGGCACUUCUCGCAAUGCUAUAGUUGUUGUCGGCGCUGCCGUUAUGGCCAUGUAUCUGGAGCAUAUUGGACACAAUCCUUUCCGCUUGACGGGCUACAUACCGCCUGGCCUCCCUACUUUUAAGCUACCACCAUUUUCAAUCGAGGCAGUACCGGGAAAUGCUACCGCUGGCAUAGAGGAGGUGCCUGCCGAAUCCUUCUUCGACAUGGUUCAGGACUUGGGCUAUGGUCUGAUUAUAGUGCCUGUUAUAGCGAUGUUGGAGAAUGUCGCGGUCUGUACGGCCUUUGCCAAGGGAAAAGCUAUAGAUACCUCGCAGGAGUUGAUUGCCACAGGCGUGGCAAACAUAGCCAACUCGUUUGCUAGCGGCUAUCGGUGCAAUGGCGGCCUGGCGCGUUCGGCCAUCAACAAUGCCAGUGGCGCACGCACCCCAAUGUCCAAUCUAUAUAUCGGUCUAGUCGUAGUGCUAGCGCUCUCCUUCCUGGCCGAAUACUUCUCUUUCAUACCCAAGGCGGUGCUGGCAGCCAUACUCAUUGCAGCGGUCAUAUUUCAGGUGCAAUAUCAAAUUAUUAUACCGAUGUGGCGCAGCAAACGGUCCGAUCUAGUGCCCGGCAUUUUGGCUUUCAUCUUUUGCCUGGUGCUGCCUUUGGAAAUUGGCAUUAUGGUCGCCAUUGGGUUCAAUCAACUAUACAUACUCUAUCAUUCUGCCCGGCCAAAGGUCACACUGGAAACCCUGGAAACGGAGCACGGCAUCAAGUUUGUGAAGAUCACCCCUGAUCGCUGUCUGAUCUUCCCCUCUGUGGAGUUUGUGCGCAAUCUGGUGCUGAAGUCGGGAACGAAGACAACGCUGCCUGUUGUUAUCGAUUGCACCUACAUAUAUGCCGCCGAUUUUACGGCCGCCAAAGUAAUUUCGUCGAUGGUGGAUGACUUUCGACGACGCCAACAAAAGAUCAUAUUCUUUAAUUUAAAGCCCAGCGUGGUCAGCGUUUUUGAGGGACUGAACACGAAAUUGGUUAUAUGCUACAACAUGCAUGCCCUCAGCCACGAGCUGUUGCCAGAUGGGGAUCUCACCCGCUCAGUGGACUCCCUGGAAACAGGCACCCAAGCCAGUGAGUGCAUCAGCAUGGCCAGCACCCUCUCCCUCGCAAAGAGCUAGGUGUCGAUAAAAAUGCAUAUUAAUUUAUGGUACAGAUCACCUUCAUUAUCUAAUCACGGUGCACGCGCAUUUAGCACAAUCGUCUCCAUUGUGGUCUUUAAAAAUACUGGCCGGAUCAAUGGCCAAUCAUAUGGUGCUCACUUGUCAAUGAAAGGCCUUAAAUAUUGGCAUAUUUUUUCGAUUAGAUAGUGCGGAAGGUGUCCAAAAAUGUUAUAUAGUAGUCUUAAAUGUGUGAUUUAAUAAAUUAUACGAACUUA
Scaptodrosophila lebanonensis is the source of this 2428-nucleotide messenger RNA. Its product is annotated as sodium-independent sulfate anion transporter. Gene Ontology annotation, molecular function: sulfate transmembrane transporter activity. NCBI's taxonomy places the organism in Eukaryota, Metazoa, Arthropoda, Insecta, Diptera, Drosophilidae. Bases 33 to 2171 code for a protein of 712 amino acids. The transcript has 3 exons. The record is from RefSeq and is a predicted model, not a curated record. Gene Ontology annotation, biological process: transmembrane transport. Gene Ontology annotation, cellular component: membrane.